AUGACCAAGAUUGCACCAAACUGCAAAUACGGCCUCAUCAAGAAUUUUGACAGUACCAUUAAAACACUUGGGGAGGGUUCGUCCUUUGUGGAUGUAAUUUCCGACAAUAAUGAAAAACAUUACAUGUUGAUUAAGGUUCCACUUCCAAGUUUAAAUUCCUCACGAGUGAUGAUUCAGGGAAAUGUUCGUUCUGGUGAAACUUUUAAUUCCUUCCUGGAGGUAAACAUAAAGGAUGAUUGUGGAGGAGCACAACUUGAGGGUGAAUCUAUUACAUUCCUCAAUUCCAAAGCAGAUAUAUUGUUGACUGGGUAUUUUGUUGCUCAGUAUCCAGUUUGUAUUGGACGUUUCCAAGUCACCUCACAGACAUUCUCAAGCUUUAAGAAUAUACCAUUUAUGGCAACUCUUUCAUCAGCAGGAGUUGUACAAUCUGUCACCCCUUUUAGUAAUUUGAUUGGAUAUUCUAUUCAAGCAAUGUACAUUGACAAUGUAAGCGGAAAGAGAUACUUCAUUAUGCAGAAAGGAUAUCAAAUUUACUUGAUCAUUUACAAAGAUCAAGUUAUUCUAAAGAAGGCAAUAGCAGGUUGUGAAGACACAACAAAGUGUAAAGUUAUGGCUAUUCACUACUCGGUAGUAUAUGAUCGGGUUGUUGUUUCGUUCUUUGAUACACAAGAAUUCCAACUGAUCAUUGAUGGGGAAAAUAAGGAAUAUUUACCUCAUCAGUCUUCCCUAUGGGUUCUAUUGUUAAAUCCAAAGGAUGGAUCCUAUGUCCAUUCUCAGAAAGUCUUCCACAGUUCAUCUGCCAUGAUUCCCACUCCAAAAAUUAAGUUCGAUUCAUUGGGGAAGCUCAACAUUCUCUUGUCAUGUGAAGCUGAUUGUUUUUUGAAUGGAAAUGCAAUCUCUCCAAAUAUCUUCCUUCUGCAAUAUGAUUAUAUCAAGACAACAUUUACAUUCACAAAGAAUUUCAUUCAAAUUUCCCAGUUCAAACAAGAUUAUUUCAAGAUCCAUUCAUUGUCAAUUGAGCGAGACAAUACCAUUGCAACAGUCAUUACUGGUACAAGCGCUGAUCCUUAUUCAAUUGUGGAUGGUAAUAGCAGAACUAUGCAAGCUCAAUCUAAGAGUGUGUAUCAAUUCCGAUUCAGACAUCUGGAAGGAAAAAUCAUUCAAGUUCAACAACUAUCAACAGAAUACGAUAUUACUGAUAGUUUUAUCGUCUCAACAUCAAGUCCUAUUGUGAAUUCCAAUAAUUAUGUAGGCGAGCAAAAGCCAAUCAUUUACAUUAGACUUUCUGGUACUUCCAAAGAGUUGAAAGCCUUGUCUUUUAGUUCUAAUGGUUAUUAUUUAGGUACAGAAUAUCAGUAUGUGACAAGUAGUGCAAGCUACGGAGGUAAAACGAGUUCACCGCAGUCAACAUCUAAAUUUAUCAAAGGAAUGAAAAUUAAACACAGUAGUGACUAUGUGUACGGUAUCGAAUUCAGGUUUAGAGAUGGUACCAGUCAAUCAAUUGGUAGCAGCGAUAAUCGGGAAACUGAAUUUACACUUGCUGAUGAUGAAUACAUCACUAAAAUUCAUCACGAGUAUAGAGACUAUGGUUUCUGGAUUUGGGCAUCCACAACAUUGGCAUGUAUUAGAUUUGAUACUAAUAAGAACAGCUACGGUGCAAAUGGUUGCUGGGGUGGUAAUAUUGAGUACGUCCCUAGUGGCCUCGAUUUAGUUGGAGCAUCCAUGUCUUGUGGCGCUGUUGUUGAUUCCAUUUGGUACCAUUAUGGCUACUGGCCAACAUAUUCAUGUGCAAGUGGCUACACAGGGGCCUCCUGUAAUACUCCUGUUUGUUAUGAUCUCGAAGCUACCAACCCUAAUGUAUGCAAUGGAAAAGGUAAAUGUACUGGUCCAAACACUUGCUCUUGUUCUGCAUCCAUUUCUCCUAGUGAUUCAGGUACUUGUGUUCCUUAUGGUUUUUGUGAAGAUUUGUCAAGCUACAAUUCAGGAUCUUGUCAUGGAAGAGGUACUUGUUUUUUCAAUAGUACCUGUGCUUGUGAUCGUAGUUAUUAUGGUGAUGCUUGUGAAAUUGAAGCCGCAUGUUUUGGAAUUUCCAAGAGUAGUUAUGGUGUCUGUUCAAACCAUGGAAAAUGUACGGACAUUGACUUGUGUGAAUGUAGUACUGGUUAUGCAGGUAAAAAUUGUGAACUUCCAAUUUGUUUUGGGAAAGUAGCAAACGAAACUGAUGUUUGCUCUGGGCAAGGUACUUGUGUGAAACCUGGUAUUUGUUCUUGCAAGACUGGUUAUUACGGAAGCAUGUGUCAAAGUUUUGGUUGUAACGGAACUGAUAGCUCACAACCAAGAGUCUGUUCCUCUAAGGGUACAUGUGUUGAUUACAAUAACUGUAACUGUACUGAUGGAUAUUUUGGUGAAAAUUGUGAACAAUUCACAUGUAAUGGAACUCAUUUCAUGGAUCCAAAUGUUUGCAAUGGAAAUGGUAUAUGUACAGCUCUCGAUACUUGCUCUUGUACGAGACCAAAAUCCAUUGGUAGUAAUUGCCAAACUUGUGAAGAUGGUUAUUAUGGCACUCAUUGUGAAAAAUGGACAUGUGGAGGAAUUGAAAAUUCUUCACCAGCCGUUUGUUCAGCAAGAGGUCAUUGUAAAUCUGUAAACAUCUGUGUCUGUGAAUCGGAAACUAUUAAGGGAGAUACCUGCCAAGAUUGCAUUACCGGUUACUAUGGGUCAAAGUGUGGAAAUUGGACAUGUGACAAUGUACCACACUCUGAAGAAUCAGUUUGUAAUUAUAGAGGAACUUGUACCUCCUACAAUGUUUGUAAAUGCAAUACGAGAUCCAAUGGUACUUAUUGUGAACAAUGUCUCGACUAUUACACUGGACAAUCGUGUUCUGGUUGUAUAGGAGCUCACUUUGGUGAUGAUUGUUUCAAUUUCUUGGAAUCAGAUCAAGCUACCUAUUUUGAUUAUUCAGUUGACUUGAAUAUGGAUCAAAAUCUUUGGGGAAUUGGAAAAAAAUUGGCAGCUUUCAGCAUUGUUACCAAUAGUAAUUACAGAUACACUAGUUCAAAGGUGGAUUGCGAGAAAAUAUUUGGAAAUAUUGACAAGUUAGUCACCAAGAGUUCCACUUCUUAUCCAAUGCUAUGUUAUGUAACAGAAAAUAGAUUGAAUUCUGACCUGCACAGUUACAGAUAUACCAUCAAAGCAUAUGUAUCUCAAUCAGAUGCAAUCUUCAGUCCAAGAGAACCAAUAAUGUUCAACGUAUUUUGGUCGAAUCCAAAGUCUGACAAAUACGUUUCCGUCCAAUUAGAUGUGAGUGCCUUUUUGAGCUCCUUCCAACAUUAUUAUGAUGGAGUUUCUGCUAAAAUUUCCAAUGGAAAGAUCAGUUCCAAAUCGAUGAAUAGAUGUUUUGAAAGCAAUGUUAAGGCUGAAUAUUCUCAACCAGAACAUGGAAAUUUCCAAGCAAUGACUUGGGAAUUGACAGGAAAUUCAGUUGCCUUAAUGUCUAACAAAUUAGUGAGUGAUGCCAUUCAAAAUUCCCAAAAUCAAUUGGAAUGGACUUUCCCAUAUGUUUCAGAUAUUUUAAAGCUUUCUACUAUUGACAUGUCUGUCAGUGUGAUUUCUAAUUUUGGUUUAACAUACACCAAAAACCUUUCGUUCCCAAUCGAAGGAUCCUAUCCAAAAUUACUACUCAAAGUUCCAACAACCAAGAUUGUAAUGACCUCUACGCAAGCAACAAUACCCCUUGCCCAAUUCUUCGCUGAGAAUCAAGAAUGUGUCGACGCCAGAACUGUUUCCUUCCAAGUCCAUUCUACCUAUCCAACUUAUUAUUUUAAUUGGGAAACAACUGAAAAAGCAAUUGUUAUCAAACCAAAAACAUUCAGUGAGAAUUUGUCAUUCACAAUAGAACUUAUUGAUGGUACAACACUUCCAUUCCAAUUACAAAUGAUUGCUCCAACUGUUUUGAUCAAGGAAUCACUGAUUGUGUAUAAGCCAUCCAGAAUUCCUAGUAUUACACUCACUUGCAAGAAUUAUUAUGGUGCAGAGUCUUUACAAAAAUCAAUUGUUUUCCUGCUGUUGGAAAAUAAUCACGUGUACAGGAAGAUUAGUUUAGAGACUUCCUCUGCAACUGUUUCAGUACCAGUGAAUACAAUUUACCCUGAUUUUAAUAUGACCAUUGAUCAUACCUUUACAGUUGCAUGUCUCCAAUCAUAUUAUUAUUCAGUAGCACCAGCCCCUGAUUUAUUGAACCUCAUGACCAAUUCUGAAAAUCAACCAGUUGUCAUUGGAAAAUCCACCCAAGUGGUUUCAUUCAUCCCUGAUACUCGCAUAGAUGUAUCAUCAUGCAACGUACUUGGAGCAACUUUAACUGGUAUGAAAGUUAAUAAUGUUAUUCCAUCCUUGGAAGAAUCUACAACUUACUUUUUGGAUAUUUUGACAUCCCAAGCUUCUAAUUGCCAAGUUGAUAUUCGUUACAUUGGUUCACAAUUUGAAAGAUAUCCAUUAGCUUCAAUUUUUGUUAGUGGUACGAGAUACUUACUCCCAUUGCAAUAUAAAAACGGAAAACUCAAAUCCAAAGAUUCAACAAUUCAAAAUGUUGGUAAAUACUUUACCCUCUCCUUGAUGGGAACCAGCGACGUUACAGAUGUUACAGUUCCAGUCACUGUACAAGAUUCUCUAUCUGAUCAAAUCAAACUCAAAGAUUGUACCAUCACUCCUUCUAAACUUGAAGUUGGUUUUACAAUUGGAAAGCUUUCUUGUACCAUGGGAAAUCCACUCUCUACCAUUAGUAUGACACUUCUUAAUGAAGAUAGUAUCGUUGCAACAUCGGUAUCCUUCCCAAUAUCCUUCAAGACUACAAAAUUUGGUUCAAAUUUCAAAAUUCUCUUUUCAGACACCAAAACUGGUGGUAAACUAACAAUGCCUAUCAAGUUGACAAACGUCAUCGAGUUCAGUACCAAUAGUUUGUUCACAAAUGAUGUAGUUUCCUCUCUUUCAAACUCGUUAUCAAGUCCAACAAAUGAUUUCCAUAAGAGCAAUGAUUUGGUUAUUUCAAUUGUUUCUAAUAUCGGUACAGUGGCCCAAAAUAAUUCUGUCAUUAGUGAAAUUUCUAAAAUUAUUCCACUCGCCUUAAAUGCAACAGCAACAUCUCUUUCUACUCAAUUAGAUACAAAUCUUGCACAAAAUUCAGUCACUUCUGAAGACAUGUCCAAUUACAUGAACCAAGUCAAAGUACUUUCAAAACCUCAAUUCUUAACAGAAGAAACUACAUCGAAAACUGUUGACAUGAUUAACAAGUUUGUUGAUAUUUCAAGUAAGGCAGCUGUUUGGUCAUCAGAUUCUUCAAAUUCACUUUCUGAAAUUUUGGUAAAUGUCGCAUCAAAGAUUCCAGAAACAUCAACCAUCAAAUUGGCAUCUUCAAUUGUGAAUGCUGCUAUUUCUUUGGGUACUAAAACAGAAUUGACAACUUUAGACUUUUUCCCAGGUGAAAAACCAUCCAAUUUGGUUUCUAUUAAUGCUGUAAAAACAUCUAUUUCAGCACUGAACUCAAAUAGUUUUUCCUUCUCCAAUUCUAAUAGUUCAUUGGUCUCUUUUAGUGUUUCCAUGAUUUCCACCAUUCAAAUGGUCAAUAUUGCAAAUUCAUUAUUCAAAUUCCCAACCAAAUUAUCAAGAAAAGUUGAAGAUGUAAAAAAGGAAUAUGUUUCACAAUUGAACAUUUCAAAUUCAUUGACAGGAAGUGUUCAUAUCAAUAUUCCAAUUCCAUCCUAUAUUGCACCAAUCAGUUCAAGAACCAAUCAAACAUUCAGAUGCAGUUUGACUCUUGAUUUUACAAAUUUUGAAACUGAAUCAAGUUGUAAAUUUGUCAAGACAUCUUUCCAAUUAUUGACAGAUAUCAAAGCAAGUGAACAAACUCUCAUUGUCCAUUGUUUGUGUGAUUUAUCCUCUCUUUCCAACCUCAUGAACAAUUCAAUGGUUGGAAUAACUGCUGAUUACCUUGAACAAACUCUUCCAAAUGACAUUAACGCACCACUUAGCAAUGACAGUAGUGGAGCAGCUGCUGUAAUCUUGAUUCCAAUAUUUAUCUGUUGUGGUUGUUUCAUCGCUAUUCCAAUAACUGUUGGCUGUAUUAUAGUGAGAGAAAAGAGAAAGAGGGAUAAUGCAAAGGAAACCAACAAGGAGGCUCCUCCUAAUCCUCAAUACGAAAGAGUUGUGACUUCCUCCACAUUACAAUCAAAUUCUUCUCAAAAUGCUUUUAGAUUUGAACAUCGUGAUUCUACAACUCCGACCAUAGGCCACAGACAGCCAUAUAGCAUUGCCAUGAAGACCUUCUCUACUAUUGAUGUUAUUGAUGUUCAUUUUGAUAAUCCAACAACAAUUUAA
This is a messenger RNA of Naegleria gruberi, 6369 nucleotides long. RefSeq lists its product as uncharacterized. The transcript has a single exon. The record is from RefSeq and is a predicted model, not a curated record. NCBI's taxonomy places the organism in Eukaryota, Heterolobosea, Eutetramitea, Acrasida, Naegleriidae. Bases 1 to 6369 code for a protein of 2122 amino acids.